UGCAUGGACCUGAAAGACGGCUAUGAUAAUAUCGGGAGUGAUGUAGACUUUACAUUUCGAAGCGUAGGAUUACAAUUUGUACAACAUUCAUAUCUAAUUAUUGACGAUAUCAUUGUAAAUAUUGUAAAGUUGCCUAUCGAUAGAUAUGAGUGUGCUCGACUUUGGUAAAAAGCAGACGCAAGUUUAGUGAAAGUUAUUUAGUAAAAUAUGUGUACGAUCAGUGACGUGUUCACAUCUUGACAAUUCCGGGAAUAUAGAUAAAAUUCGCGAUGUCGAGUGCGUCCGAGGAACCACCGGGGGAGAUCGAAGGAGAGGCCUCAGAAUCAAUGGUGCAUGCGAAGGAGAAGUGUGAACAGAAUAAAAGUCAAUUGGAGUCCCUCAAAGAAAUCAUGUUAAAGAAUAAGCAAAGUUUAAUGAAGAAAGAAGAAGAGGUGCAGGAAUACGCGAGGAGGCUUUCGAAAAUUAAAUCUAGAGCCAAGUUGUCACGGCGUAGUAAAGGGGGAAGCUCGGCCACGAAGGAUGCGACGCAUCUGAUCGAAACGGAUGUACCUGGUACAUCGGAGGAAUUGAAUAUCGACGAUAUCAGUCAAGCGAAAACUCCGAAAGCGAAGUCUACUUUACUUCAAAAGAAGCUGGCAGAGAAUAGGAAGGCCUUUGAACAGCGUAACAAGGAAAUUAUUGAAACUAAGAGGGCAGUUGAGGAAAAAGUUGAGGCUAUUAGGCAGCAACUGGAGGAAAAAGAUGUGGCAGCGAUCGGUUUUCAAAGGGAUCAAUUAUCCGUUCUGCCUAUUAAGCCAGUCAUGAUCACUUCUGAUGUCAUGGCGCCUGUACAAAUUGAAAGCAUUCAAGAAAAAGAUAAUAAAAUUGCAGAGCUUACGAAUAAAAUGUUAGAGCUUGAAGCAACGAUAGUAGACCUUCAAGAAAACUUGAAAGAAAAAGAUUCUGUUAUAGAAUCGAAAACAAAGGCAGUUACUCUGAUGUCUGCCGACCUUUCAAGGAAGGGUAAAACGACCUUGGAUACUCUCGAGGAUACGAAAGACGAAAUGCGAACGAUGCAAGAACAUUUUAUACUUUUAGAAGAAUCGUUGAAAAAUAAGAACGAGAAUCUCUUAAUGCAGCUGCAAGAAAGGGAUAAGAAGAUAGUGGAAUUAGAAGACUCGGUUGAUCGAUUUGAAAAGCAGAUCGAUCAGCAGAAAUUGUCUGAAUCAGCAAGCGCUGAUUUCUCUCGUUCGACGAUGGAUGCUUUGGUGGAAACCAAAGAAGCUAUGAAAUCCAUGCAAGAAAAUUUCGUACUAAUGGAAUCGUCCCUUAAAACAAAAAAUGAGAAUUUGCUUCAACAGUUAAAUGAUUAUGAGCGGAAGUUAGCAGAAGCUAACGAACGAGUUUUCCAGUUAGAAUCCGGCAUCGGGAUAGUCAAAGAUCCAUCCGUCGACGAUUUGCGGUACAAAUUAGAAAAACUGGAAACCAGUAACAAACAGUUACAAGACGAGAAAUACGAGUUACAAAAAAGCGUUGCGGAUUUGCAAGAUAAAGUUGUAAAUAUAUCGUCGAUGCAUGGAAACGGUGCAAUAAUAGAAAAAGAUAACAGAAUACUCGAACUAGAGAAUUUGAUCGAAGAAUUGAAGCAAUCUAAUAAACUUCUUGAAGAGGAGUCGAAGGCAGAGUUACAGAAGCAAGUGACCGAUUUAACAUCGAAGAACGAAGAAUAUUUGAAUAAAGUGAUCGACCUUGAAAGUUUGGUGCACAGACUUGAAGAGGAGAAGAAUGAAAUUGCUGCCAAACUGCCUGAAGAAGGUGGCGUUAAAGAAGAAGACGAGAAAGUGGCAAGACUUACGAAGGAGUUGGAAGAUUUAAAUAAGAGCAUGAUUAAGAUUAAAGCACAGCAUAAGAGUAAAGUGAAAAGCUUGCAGAAACAGCUAGAAAACUUUAAAAAGGUGUCUGAUACAAAUGCGGAACUUGUCAGAUUGGGGAAUCAAGUGGCAUUGUUAGAGGAGGAGAAAGGUAACCUUCAGCUGAGUCUGGUAGACUUUGACGAGCUUAAAGCCUCAGCAGGAGAUUGGCAAGAACGUGUUAUUGAUCUUGAAAGUAAAGUUUCCGCUCAAACGAAAGAAAUUGAAAUGCAAAUCGAUGCCAUUGCCACUCUAGAGAAUCAAAAGUUGGACCUUAUGCAAGAAUUGCACACAGCUAAGCAGGAAAUCUCGUCGCUGGAAGCAGAGAACGCUGAAUCCGAGAAUCUUAGAGUAACCGCAGAGAUGAAAGUGGUUGAUCUGGAAGAGCAAUUAGAAGUCCUACACAAAUCUCAACCCGAAAUAAAAACAGAAUCCUCGACAGAUCCAUCAGCUAAUCACUCAGAGCUCCUCAAACAAAUACAAGCCUUGACUCAAGAAAACACCGAGUUAUAUAAUAGAAUAUCAAAAUUAGAAGAGAAAGGGACAUCCGAUACUGGUUCCACCGAGUCAUUCGAAGCCAUACAAGAAUUAGACAAAACAGAUUUACUGAAGAAGAUCGAAGAUUUGACUCAAAAGAACAACGAAUUAACUCUCAAAUUAAAUAAGUACGUAGAAAAGGAAAAUACGAUGGCUGGAGGAUCUAUAGAAUCAAUGAACGACGUUAAUAGAAAUGAAUUGUUGAAGAAAAUCGAUCAAUUGACUCAAGAAAAUGCAGAUUUGACUAUGAAAUUGAAUAGAAUAGAAGAGAAAGGUUCUUCCGAUACAGGUUCUACAGAAUCUUUCGAAAGAAUCCCAGAACAUAACGAGAGCGUCACGAAAAUCGAACUCCUUACUCAAGAAAAUAAUGAGCUUAUGCUGAAAGUUGCGAAACUUGAAGAGGAAUUGAAGCAAAUGGAUAAAUCUGAUGAUCAAGAUGAAAAACGCUUGAAAUCACAAAUAGAUACUUUGUUAGAAGAAAAUGAUAAUCAGUCGUCAGAAUUAUCAAAACUUAGAAUUGAAUUAACGAAUCUUAUUGAAGAGAAUAAUAAGUUAAAGAUUGGAAUAUCAGACACGACUGAAGAUGCUGAAACUUCGAAGGAUGAAAUCGAUUUUAAAACUGAAUUAACAAAUCUGAUAGAAGAGAAUAAGAAAUUGAAACAACAGAUUGAAAUGUUAUCUGCAGACAAGACAGACUUAGCUGCUGUCGAGAGAAAGUCUGAAAUUUCUGAAACUUCGAAAGAAGAAAUCGAUUUCAAAGUACAAAUCGAAUUACUAUUAGAAGAAAAAGGCCUUCUGCAAAAAGAAGUGAAAGAACUGCGAAAUUCUUUACAACAGGGACAUGAAAUGGAUCAAAAUGUCCAACUCGAUGAAGUUCGAAUCCAAUUAGAAGAAUUAUUAAAAGCCAAAGAAGAGUUAGUAAUGAAGUUGUCAGAAUUUGAAAUCCUCAAUAAGAAAUUAGAAAAUGAUUUACUUGAGGCAAUGCAAGAAAAAGAAGAACUCCACUUGAAACUUGAUCAGUUGUUGGUCGAUGACCAAAACAAGGAAGAAAUGAAAUUAAUCGAAAAAUUGGAGAAAUUGUAUAAAGAAAAAGAAAUUAUUACUAGAGAAAAACGAGAGCUUGACGCCUCAUCACAAAAAUCCGAACAACAAACGCAUGAAACAUUGCAAUCCGACGAAUCUUCGAUGCUCCAAACAGAAUUGAUGAUCGUUGCCUCUUUAGAACGCGAAAUAGAAUCGCAUAAAAAGCUAAUAGCCGAGCAAACAAGCCUGAUUGAAGAGAUGAAACUAAAACUAUCGAACAAAGAAGAAGAAUUAGAAGAAAAGAGUAAACAAAUCCAGCACGAGACGUCAGAGAAGAAAAUCGAAAGCCUAGAAAAUGAGUUAAAAGAAAUGUUCAACACGAUAGAAGAAUGGAAAUUUAAGUGUAACGAAAUGCAAGAAAAAAUAGAGAAACUCGAAGCCGGGAAAACUUCUAUCGAAGAAGGAUUUCGAUUGUUACAAAAUGAAAAUGAAAUAUUAUUACAAGAGAAGAAAGAAAAAGACACAGAGGCCUCUUUAUUAAAACAAGAAUUGCAAGAGACGACGAAGACGUUUGAAUCAAAGCUUCAAACACAUCUUGUCGUAGUUUCUGAAAAGGAAAGCGAGAUUUCAUCGUUGAAGGAAGAACUCGAAGAAAAGAAUCGAGAUUUACAGAACAAAUUCGCUGAAUUGCAGAAUAAAAUGAUUGCGAUAGAUACGUUGCAAGAUGAACUUAAUGAUUAUAAAAUAUUAAUUCAAGAGAGAGAUUCCUCAUUGACAUCAAUGUCGAAUGAAAUGGCAGAUCUUAAUCACUUAGUCAAGAGUAAAGAAGAAGAAAUCCAUUCUUUAAGAAGAGAUAUUACCGACUUGUCUGAUAAAGUCGAAGAAUCAAAGCCUCUGAAAGAUUACAACGACUUAUUAGAACAAUUGAAGAAUAAAGACAUGAUUCUCGACGAAAUGGAAUGCAAGAUCAGCGCGACUACAAAAGAAAACACUAAUUUAAUAGAAAAAAUAAAAAAUCUAUCUCAACAGAAUAGUGAGAUUAAAGAUCAGUUGGUUGAGAAGCAACAAGAACUCGUCGAUUUAAUAAAAACGAAAGAUAAUUUAGAAGGACAAAUCGUUGAGUAUAAAAAUGAUAAAAGUGAAGCUGAGAAGCGAGUAUGGGACCUGCAAACUACGAUAGAAACCAAUGCAAAGUACGUGGACGAUUUGCAAAUUGAAUUGAAAGACAGUUACAGACAAAUGGAAUUACUAAAAACGAAGCAAAUCGAAGAUGUUCAACUCCAAAACGAAAAGCUUGAGAAUCUAACAGAGGAAUUGAACGCCAAAAUGCAAGAAUGUGAAGUGUUGAAAGGCGAAUUGGAAGAAAAGGAGAAAUUAAUUAAUAAUAAUCUAACGGAAGAAGUUAGAAUUGCUUUAGAAGGAAAAAUUGCUGAUUUAGAACAGAAAUUAAAAGACGCUGAAGAUAAAAUUCAAGCGCAGUUAGAAAGAAUGAAGAAACUAACUGCGAACUUAAAGAAGAAAGCAGCAAUGUGCCAGGAACUCGAAUCUCGUGUCGCCGAGUUGGAAGAGAAAUGGACAACCGAGAAGGAUGAAAAAGAAGCGAAAAACAAGCAAAUUCAAGAAGUAGAAAUCCUCAUGCGUGAAAAAGAUAACAGAAUAGCCGAUUUAGAAGAGAAGUUAAUAAAAUCAAGAAACGACUCCAUAGAAGUAUCAAAAACUAUCGACAGACUUUCGAACGACUUAACUAAUUCUAAAGAAAUAAUAUCAGUUUUCACGCAACAGAUAACAGAAAUGGAAGAACAGAUCGUCCAACUACGUACGAACCUCGAAAUCUCAACAGCUGCUUUAAACUCAGAGAAAGAAAGCAAAAAUAACAUAAUUUCAAAGUUCGAAGCUUAUAGACAAGAGGUAGCUGAAGAAAAUGUAAAGAAGCAAGCAGAGUUAGAAGAAGUUACAGAGAAGGCUAGAGAGCUUAGCGUACGAAUGCAAGUGAUGGAAACGGAGUAUCUCCAACAGCUGACAUUAAUCAACAAUCUCAAAGCAGAAAAUGGGUUGCUAUUAUCAAAACAAGCUCAAAUCAACGAAAAGCUGGAAACUGUAGAAAAGGAAUCUGAAGAACGACGAUUAUUACUUGAAAGAAUGGACAGAGCUUCGACGGAAGCGACGCAAACUUUGGAAGAAGUUACGGACGAAAUGAAAACGCAGCGCUGUAGCCAUUGUGAACAGUGUCAAACUUUAGUACAAGCUUUAGAAGCAAAGCUGCAAGAAAGGGAAGCUGAAAUCGAGAACCUAGACAACGAAUUAGCUAAUUCUAUCGGGAAUUUUGUACAAAUGCGAGAAUCCCUUCGAUUUAACGAUUUGAUGAAUCAGACUGGUAGAAAUAGAUCUUUAGAGGAUCCUUAUAACGAUCUUCUAUUCCAAUAUAAUUCCUUGAUAUCCAGUCAUGAGGAAGUGAAAUCGAAAUUAGAGGAUGCUUUGAAGGAGAACAAGGAAUUAAUUGCGAAGGUUGAAGAGCUACAGCUUGCCAAUGCCACGUUGGAAGAGAAAGUGACUACGACCGAACAGAGUUUGGAAGAAAAUGAACAGAAUGCUGAAAGAUUACAGAGUGUAUCAAGCUCUGAUUUAAUUACAACGUGUCAGAAACGAGAGGCAGAACUAUUGAACAUGCGACAGGCAAUGGAAGAACUUCAAAAGGAGCAAUUAAAUUCUAUUCAGUGUAUAGAAUCACAAAAAGAAAAUAUAGAAAAAUUAUUGGAACACAAACGAGGCUUGGAAGAAGAAAUAUCUUCUCUCAGAAACGAUAAAAUUGCCUGUGAUAGAAUAAUCGAAGAUUUGACGAUGGAAUUAGAAGCCUAUAAGAAUCAGAGUACAAAAUCAGAAGCAAGGGAAGAGAUACAACUAAGCGUGGCUCGAGAAGAAACGCAAUUAAGCUCCUUUAAAUCUAUAGAAUCACAAAAAGAUGUAGAAAAAUUAUUGGAAGAAAAUCGAGGCUUGGAAGAAGAAAUUUCAUUCCUAAGAAAUGACAAGCUUGCCUGUGAAAGAAGAAUCGAGGAUUUGGCAAUGGAAUUAGAAGUCUAUAAAAAUGAAAGUUUAAAACGAGAGGCAGGAGAAGAGCUUCAAGAAAAGCAAUUAAGCUCCAUUAAAUCUACAGAAUCACAGAAAGAGGACAUAGAGAAUUUAUUACAAGACACCAAACGAAGCUUGGAACAAGAAAUCUCUACUCUAAGAAGCGACAAGCUUGCCUAUGAAAGGAGAAUCGAAGACUUGUUGAUGCAACUAGAAAUCUAUCAAAAUCAAAGUACAAGACGAGAAAGGAAAGAAGCUCCUGCUUUUGAUGCUACACCACAAGACAAUAUUCCACAGUUGUUUGAUGCUUCGAAAAUCUUCGGCCUGCCGUCCUCUUCCGAUUCCGAUUUAUUAGCUAAUAAAGAAGUGAAACGAAUGCAAGCUUUGUUGGAUGAAAAGGAAGCACAGUGUUCUAAUUUGACUCAAGAGAUCAAUCAUUUACAGAAAUUAAUGAUUGAAGAGAGGACACAAAUGUCUCAAAAUUACAGUCAAUGCCUUGAGGAAUUGGAAAUGUCGCAGAAGAAGUUACAUGUUGCUCAGACGAAUUUGGAAGAAUUAGAACAAGUCAGGAUGCAAGAAGAUUCGCAUAUAGAUUGGUUGAAUACAGAGCUGCUUAAUCUAAGUCUGCAGAUAAUGGAACAGCAGAAUAAUAUGAGGAAAGACAUUCAAAUAGAAGAGCUGAAUAUGACUUUGAAUUCUAUAAAAGAAUCUUUAAGGAAGAUUAGUUUGGAACGAGACCAGCAAAUUGCGAUUGUAGAGUCUUACAAAUCGCAAAUUGAUCACUUGAAAGGUGAAUUGCAGAAUGUGACGGAUCCUGGGGCAACGCAGGAGUUGAAAAAUCAAAUCGUUGUUCUUAUGAAGACCGUGGAUCUGCUGCAGCUACAGGUAAAUGACUUACCAAGAUCUCUGGAGGGACAUGAAGACUCUACAAGUCGAAUUUCGCGCGAGAGGGACGAGACCAAAGAACGGAUCGCAAAUCUCACCCAAACCCUAGAGGACGUUUACAAGGAAUCCCAAAAAACCGUCAGUACCACCGAUACUUCAAAAGACUCUGUUCCGCCGCAAGAAACACAACAACAAACCACGGAAGCUAUGAAAGUUCAAGAAGAAACACUGGGUGACGUUGCAUCAGCUUGGGCCGCAGACUCUACAGAAAAAUUGAACAUUGACGAAGAUACAUGGGGCUGGAACGCAGAGGACGUUCUACCAACUGGCGAAGAACAGCUGGCCUUGUUUCCAAAUACGGAAAUACAAUUACGGGCAACGAUCGACGAUCUCCAGGAUCAAAUAAAGGAUCUAGAGAAAGAUAGAGAGAGAAUGAUAGAAGAGAGCAAAUCAGCUCAGUUGCGAAAUGCGAAAAUGAUUAAAAAAUUGAAGGAAUACAAGGUACAAGUGGAGAAUCUUCAACAACAAUUGAAAAUACAAAAAUCGAGCGAUUUUUACGAAUUGGACUCUGCGAUAGAAGAAGAAUUAAAAUCUCAAAUUAGUAAACUAGAGAAAGCCUUAACCGAAGCUGGGGAAGAACAAAAGAGUAUUAUUUCUGAGAAAGAGGCUUUGGUUAAACGUUUAGACGUUGUCCUUGCCGCGAAUGAGAGAUAUAUGGAGAUGAAGGAGAGGCAGGAUAUGGAAAUGGAAGUGCUACGUAUUCGAAGUAAAGAGCUAACCGACAAAGUCGAAACACUUGAGAAACGAUUAUCCGAAAGUCAAAAAGAUUCUGAAGAAAAUGCAGGAAAAGAGGACUCGAAGGCCACUACAUUUGUUCAACAAGACUCAAAGGUCACUAUGUCUGUUCAACAACAUCCUCGAGCUAAACGAUUCGCCAGUGACGAAGAUUACGAGAGCUUGUGUCAAAAAUAUAAAGAAGAAAUUGAUGACUUGAAAGACGAGAUGGAAGCCUUAGCGACUGAAAACGAACAACUGCAACGUUUCUUAGAAGAGCAAAAAAUGAAAUUAUCUAAUUUAACAUCGAAACAAAGUGCAGAAGAAGCUGAGUCAAUUCAAAUCGUAGAAGAUUUGAAUAAAAGGAUAUCAGAGCUACAAAGCUUGCUAUCUAAAUCUAAAGAAGAGUACGAUUUAUUAAGAAAGCAGUAUGAACAGAGUUUGAUGGAUGCGAAUGACCAAGUAACGAUUAUGAGACAGAAUACUGAUUUCUUGAAAGAAGCAACAUUCGAGAAGACGAGUAAGCUAGAAGCAGAAAUAACUGAUUUACGUCAACAACUUCAGAUUUCUGAAUCAAAUUUUCUUGGGUCUCAAAAGAAUUUGGAAGAUUCUCUGAAAGAAAAAGAAAACUUAGAAGAACGACUAACAACAUCAACAGCCUCCUAUGAGAAACAAUUAUCUUCACUAAAUGCCUCAAUGGCAGAAAUCACUGAUCUUCUGAAUAUUAGAAUUCAAGAAGUAGCUGAUUUGAAACAGGAACUUCAAAGGCAAUAUGUAGUAAACGUGGACUAUGAAGAUACAAAAGUAAAACUAGAAGAGGUUGUAGAAGGAUUGAAUCGAGAGUUGAGUGAGAAGAAAAAACAAAUAGAAACUCUAAACGAAACUCUCAAUCGAUCUACUCAAGAAUUGGUAGAAAAAUACACGAUUGAAAUGGAAGAAAAAGAAAAGGAAAUACGAAACCUCCAAGAGAAAUUAUUUAAGUUAGAAGCAUCCUUAAAUGAAACCCUCAAUGCUAAAGAAACAGAAUUUCUUCAGUCACAAAACGUAGAAAAGGAAAAAGAACUCCAAAGCCUCCAAGAAAAAUUAAUAACAUUGCAAUCAACCUUAAAUGACUAUUCCUUAGGACAACAGAAUAACCUAAUGCAAAUCGAAGCCCAACGUCAGGAAUUAGAAUAUCUCAAACAGAAUUUGAUAGAAAAAGAAUCAAUUCUAGAAUCUCUUCAAACAGAUUUAAUAUCCACAAGAGAAGAGUUGAAUUCUAGAGAGUCAGAGCUAUCGAAAACCAAAGAAGAUAAUCACAGAUACUUACAAAGUAUCGAAGAGAUACAAAAGCGUUUAAAUGAAGCCGAGGCAAAAUCGAUCGACUCAAACCAAAGCUUCUCAGAAGAGGUUCAAAGCUUAGAACAGGAAAAUCAAAGCUUAACUCAGGAAAUUCAAAGCUUGAAACAGGAAAUUCAAAGCUUGAAACAAGAAAUUCAAAGCUUGAGAUCGAUCGUAAUGGAAAAAGAUUCAACCUUGCAACGAUAUUCUGAAGAAUCUGCCCAAUACAAAAUAAUUACGAAUAACAACGAGAUGGAGAUCCAAAGGCUAGAAACCGAAUUACUAAAAAAAUCUGAAGAAAUAAAUACUUUGACUUUUGAAUUAGAAGAAACUCGUAAAAUUCUGGAGGAAACCAAAUGCACUUUAAAAGAAAAAGUGUCUCUAUUAGAAAAUGCCAAUCAAGCAUUAAAUGAAAAACAAACCGAAUUGGCUCAGACGUCAAGCGUGUCACAACAGAGCUCUGCUCAAGACCAGAGUUCUUCUAAUAUCAUAGACGGUUUGCCAUUGUUCAGAAUGACUGAUAACAGUCACAGUUUGCAGCAGACAAUAGACACAAUGCAAGCUGAGUUAGAAAAAAGACAAGAAGAAAUCGAACAUUUAAAAUACAUUCUAAACGAGAAUACAUAUCCCAGUAUGAUUCAAAAAAUGCAAGAGAGGAUCAAUUGUCUAUACAAUGAAAAAUCCGAAUUAGAAUCUUCUUUAGAAUUAGCUAAUUUGAGAAACGAUGAGAAAGAGCAGGAAAUAAACGAUCUGAAACAUCAAAUGCAGAGCCACGAACUCGUUUUGAAAGAAGAAGAGGGAGGCAGAAAUACUUCAUCUCGAGAAGAUCCAACAUUUCGGAGGUCCAUUCAAGAUCAGGAGCAAAUAGUCAGGCUCCAAAACGAUUUAUACACGAAAGAACAAGAAAUCAGUGAACUGAAAUACAUAAUAUCUGAGAAGGAUUCUCACUUGUCUCUGCUUUCAAGCAUGGAGCCUCAAUCAGAUGAUUUCGAACUACGUGAAACGUUGCAAAGAUUGACAGCUGAUUUAUAUGACAAGGAACAAGAAAUUCAACAAUUGAAAUCUAGUAUUUCCAAACUCGAAGCAGAAACGUUCCGUUUACAACAGUUCGAAAGAUUGUCUGAGGAAACUAGGAACGCUCUAGAGAAGUUGAACAUUGAAAAGGAAGAGGUGCGCUUACAGGCAGAGGAAUUUUUACAAAAUAAGUUGAAGGAGAAGGAACUAGAAAUAGACGAGAUUAAACAAAAACUUUCUGAGGAGAACCGUAGUAUUUUAGAUCAGUUGCAAUUAAGAGACAGAGAUAUUGAAAAUUUAAAGAAACAAUUAGAAGAAUUCGUGGCAAUUAAUCAAUCAACGAAAAAUGAAUUGCAUCAGAGAAAUGAAGAGUUAAAUCGCGUUGAGUCGGAGUUAAUUGAAAAGGAACGAAUCUUAAAUGAAUGGAGCAUAACUAAAGACGUGGAACUUAAGAAUUUACAAAUACAGAUUCAAGAAAAGGAAGCUCGUAUAGAAGAGCUUUCGAUGUUGUCUAAUCAGGAAGAGAAACAGCUUGCUGAAUUGAAGAAUACUUUAGAAGCCAGAGAAACUGAGAUUAAUUCGUUGAAAUCGCUUUUGGAAGAAAAGGUGAGCGAGUAUCAAUUGAUUCAAAGUGUUUUGAAGAAGGAAGUAGCCGAUCCUUCAAUGGCUCAAAGCGCAGAAGCGUCGAGCGAUGAAAGUAAAUCGUCGAAUUCACAAGAAUUGGAUUUGGCGUUGUACAUGCUUCAUCAAAGAGACGUCAGAUGCGAAGAGUUGACGCACGAAUUGAUGCAAUUGCUGGAGGAACGUGACACGUUACAGUUACGUUUGUCCAAUGCGAUUCGAGUAAACGAGGAGCUGAGGAAGGCUGGCGGCAGUUCGGAUAGUCCUAAGAAAGAGGCGACGAUGAGCUCUGAUGGUGGGGAACCGGUCGUUGAACAGCCUUCGCCGUCGAAGUCUGAGGGGCCGGUGGAGAUUGCUAAGGAAGCUAUUAACGAUCCGAUUGGGGAAGACAAGGAAAGGCUCGCUUUAAAGCUUUCGCAGCUUCACACGAUGAGCCACGCGAAAGACGUGCGAUUGAGGGACGAGCGAGAGUUAAGGCACACGCAGCAAAUGUCUUUGCUGGCGCACAAAGACGUCCUAAGUACCUUACCUCCUGAGGCAGCUGCCAGGCUCGUCAAUGCAAAUUAUACACUCUGUAUGUAUUCACAAAACGAAUUACAUGUUCUUAAUCCUUUUGGGCUACCGAGAUCAAUCUUGUAUUAAGUGUCCUUUACUUAUUGCGAGUCUGCGGAUUUUAUGGAUUUAUAGAAUUGAUUUGCAGAAAAUAUAAAGAUUGCAUUUGGUUUGCAUAAAUAUGUAUUGUGAGUAAGGGCAAACCAAAUGUUAAUUUACUUUUCAUUAUUUAAAUCGAUAUUACAGAAGUUCUGUUUUGCUUAAAAAUCCGCAGUCUAUUAUUACAUGAACCAAGCGUAGAAUUUGUACCCAUUUAGUUUGAAGUACAAGUUUUUUGGGAACACCAUUUUGUAGCAUUUUUUUAUAGAGGCUCCAAAAUGAUCUCGAAGGGUCGUAAAUAUUUUUAU
Molecule: messenger RNA, 12088 nt
Organism: Ceratina calcarata
Lineage: Eukaryota; Metazoa; Arthropoda; Insecta; Hymenoptera; Apidae
Product: golgin subfamily B member 1
Exons: 10
Coding region: 270-11771 (3833 amino acids)
Source: RefSeq, a predicted model, not a curated record